AUUUUUGAAAACGGUUUAUUGAUAUGGCAGGUGUGUGUUGGAUGAUGUAAAAAUUAUUGUAGGAGUUUGGCUGCACAAAUUGCUAGCACAAAAAAAUCUAAUGCCGAGGUACAAUCUUCGAUUCCUUUGGUGAAAUUCUGAGCCUGCCUCUUACAUGAGCAUCGUGCCUUUAUCUUAUUUGCUUCACCGGAGUUGUAUCAUUCAUUGUUCCGAAUAUAUAUACCUUCGUUUGAGUCCAUAUUCUUUGACGCAUUUAUUUUAAUUGUUAUUUGCGACUGCAAUUAUCAUUCAUUCAUUAUAAUCAGCUCAGCACCCAUUGUUUCUCAUUUCUGAUCUUCAAGUGCUCCUUCUUCCGCAAAGAAAGAUGGAUUGUACUGAACUGUCAACAGGAGCUAUCUCCAAACUUGGAGAACUAGGAGUGAAGUCUGCCUUGAAGCAAUUUAAAUACAUGAUCCAACACAAAAAAAUUAUAGCCAAUUUGAAGGAAGAACUCGAGAAGUUGAACAGUUUGAAACAAUCGUUGCAAGGGUGGGUGGAUGCAGAAAGCACAAAAGGAAACGCAAUUCCACCUAACUUGUCAAACUGGCUCUCAAGCGUGGCAGCAAUUGAAGUUGAAUUACAAAGCUUCUAUGAAAAUAGAGAUAACAAGAACAAGAAAUGCUUUGGCGGCCAGUGUUCAGAUUUGGCAUUGAAAUACUCACAAGGUAAGCAAGCCACUGCAAAAACAGGAGAUAUUACAAGAUUGAAGGAGGAAGGAAGCAAACUUCCACUUAUAUCCUAUCCUAAAGCUCCACCGGCACUUGGAUCAACCUUUCUGAAAGAUAUUAAGAGUCUGGAGUCCAGAAACAAAAUUAUAAUCACAGUCAUAGAGAAACUGAAUGAUGAGCAGUUCAAAAGAAUUAGCAUUUGUGGGAUGGGAGGAGUAGGAAAAACCACAUUGGUAAAAGAACUCAUCAAAAUUGUCGAAAAUAAGUUAUUUGAUAAAGUUGUUAUGGCUGUCAUAUCCCUAAAUCCGGAUUACGACAAGAUCCAAAGAAAAAUUGCUGAUGAUUUAGGAUUGGUGUUGAAUAGACAGAGUGUAGAAGGAAGGGGUUCGGAAAUACUUGAGAGGUUGAAGGAGUUUAACGAUAAGAAGGUCAAGGUGCUAAUAGUCCUAGAUGAUGUGUGGGAAGAGCUUAACUUUGAGUGGAUAGGACUUUCUUCUCAAGAACAUCAGCAGGCUAUAAAGAUAUUAUUCACAUCACGAAAUGAAGAGGUGUGCCAAAAGAUGGGAAGCCAAGAGAAUGUACAGGUCUCUGUGUUGCUAGAGAAUGAAGCUUGGAGCCUAUUUCAAGAAAUGGCAGGAGGUAUUGUAAACAAACAUGAUAUCAAUCCAAUAGCAAGAGAGAUUGCAAAGCAAUGUGCUGGCUUGCCCCUUGCUAUUGCGACAAUUGGGAGAGCACUUCGCAAAAAGGAAAAGAUUUCAUGGGAGGCUGCCCUUCAAAAACUGAGACACUCCCAAGCAUCAUCUUUCCCAGACAUGCAGGAAUAUGUAUAUUCACGUAUUGAACUUAGCUUCAACUUUUUGGGCAGUGUAGAACACAAGUCUUGCCUUUUCCUUUGUGGAUUGUUUCCAGAGGACUUUGACAUUCCUAUUGAAAGUCUACUACGUCAUGGAGUUGGCUUGGGGUUGUUUGAUGCAACUGAUGCAGUUUGGGAAGCAAGAAAUCUGGUAAAUGAUAUGGUGAACAGUUUGAAAAGAUGUUUCUUAUUGCUAGAUAGUGAAGAGCCAGGGUGCAUAAAGAUGCAUGAUGUUGUGCGUGACGUUGUCCUAAAAAUUUCCUUCAGAGAAGAACUUGGAAUUUUGGUGCAGAGUAAUUCCGAUUUGAAGGUGGUGAAACAGAGACAAGAAAAAUGCCAUAGAAUGUCACUUAUUUUGAAUGAGAAGAUUCAGUUAGAAAGUGACCUAGAAUGUCCAACACUAGAGCUUUUACAAGUUCAAUCACAAAGAGAAGAUGGAGAGAGGACGUCAUGGCCGGAGAACUUCAUCCAUGGAAUGACUAAACUCAAAGUUUUAUAUAUGCAAAAUUUGCGCAUUCCAAAAACAUCACCUCAUUUUCACGCUUCAGUUAACACCUCGGUCAACCUUCACACAUUGCUACUUGAAGGAUGUGAUGUUGGAGAUAUAUCUAUAAUUGGUAAAGAGGUCAAGAAACUAGAAAUCCUAAGCUUUGCCUACUCAAAUAUUAAAGAACUUCCAGCUGAAAUUGGUAACCUGGGAUUUCUCAAAUUAUUGGAUUUGACAGGAUGUUAUUAUCUUUACUUCAUUUCUCCUAAUGUCUUUGCAAGGCUGUCAAAAUUGGAAGAACUUUAUUUUAGGACAGACACAUUUUCGCGGUUGCAAAACCAAGAAUUUCUCGAAGAGUUAAGAUAUCUUUCUCAUCUUAAGGUUUUUGAGAUCAGAGUAAGCAUGUUAAAAAUUUUACCCAAUGAUUUGAUAUUCAAAAACCUAGAAAAAUUCUGGAUUUAUGCAGAUCCUUAUGAUUCUUAUGAUCGUUAUGGAUAUUUGGAGUUGAAUGUCAUACAUUUAACAGAUUUAGAUUACAACUCUAUUAAGAGUAGUAUGAUGACCAUGCAUCUGAUCAAGAAAUGUGAACUUCUCAUAUUAGAAGAAGUUGUGGACCUGAAAAAUGUCAUCUCUGAAUUAGAUGAUUGUGGACUCCAAUAUGUGAAUCAUUUAAGGAUAGAAUCAUGCCCCAAUCUUGAGUGUGUCGUAGAUUGCAAUACUCCUUGGCGUGCCUUCCCAUUGAUCAAGUCAUUGUCUCUAAUAAAGCUGCCCAAGUUGAGGGAAAUAAUUCGUGCACAUGAUCACAGUGAAACCAAUAAAGCUGUGAUCGAAUUCUCAAAUUUAGAGAAAUUGGAGUUGCAGUUCCUCGGAAGUCUGAUUGGCUUUAGCAACUCCCUUUAUUCGGAUGAGCACCGUCAACCAAUUCAUGGAUUGAGUUCUACAACUAAAUUAACUGAUUCAACAAACACUGAAGAUCAUGAAAUAUUACAUAGAUCUGAUUCAGACCGGUUUGGUUGCAUGCCCUCAUCAAUUAGUGCCAAGUUGUUUUCAUCUAAUUGGAUGAAACAAUUUCCAAAAUUGGAAACAAUAUUGUUAAAAGAUUGCAGUUCCUUAGAGAUGAUAUUUGACUUGGAAGAAUGUUCUGAAUCUAGUGGCGAUGCACCGGAUUGUUGUUUGUUUCCUCAGCUAAGAAAACUUGAGAUAUCAUACAUAUUUAAGCUAUCAUAUGUGUGGGGUAAUGUUCCAUGUUGUGUUCAAGGCUUUCAUAAUUUGAGAUUUCUAACAAUUUCAAAUUGUGACUCUUUAAAAUAUGUAUUUACUUCUAACAUUGUUAGAGUAAUCACAAAUCUUGAGGAAUUAAAAGUAAUCUCUUGUGGAAUGAUUGAGAACAUAGUGGUUUGGAGCACAGAUGAUAAAGAGGAUGCCAAUGUUAACGGACAUGCGACAACUAUUGGGUUUAACAAACUAAGUUAUUUGUCACUUUCAGAACUUCCAAAGCUUAUCAAUGUUUGUUCAGAUUCUCUUGAGUUUCAAUGCCCAUCCUUGACAAAAUUUGAGAUUAUAGAGUGUCCUAUGUUGGAGAUAUCUUUAUUACCACCCCACAUCCAAACAAAUCAAGAUAAUAUCAUUGUCACAUAUUCAGAAAAUAACUCAAGCUCUUCUACUUGGGCCCUACCAGGAUGUAGGUCAUUUCUACCCAAAUUUAUUCGUCAGAGAACCAAGAGAGUUAAUAAGGAAGUAUCACUACCCCGAGCACUUGAGGAUCGCAUACCUUACAUUUCUGAAAGGAAAAACAAGAAAGUAAAAAAAAUUCAUAUGCCUGUUCUAGAAGAGCUCUGCAUAAUAAAGUGUGAUUUGCUGGAUGUAUUAUUUAUUUUUGAAGAAAAAUUCAAUUUCCUAGUUCCUUCACACCUGCAAACCAUCAGAAUUGAAAAGUGUGCCAAAUUAAAGGUCAUUAUGGCUAGAAGGGAAGAAAGAGAUGACAUAAUAAACACUUUUACUCGAUUAAAGUCUCUUCACUUGAAAGAGCUUCCAAAUCUUGUGAGGUUUUCCUUUUCAGGAAUAUACGAGUCUUGGGACAAACAAGACAUGGAUGGCCAAGAGGGAGAUCACGUAAGGAUAACAUGUCACCCACUAAUGGAUGAAUCCUUGUUUCCAAACAUAACCUCUUUAUGUAUAGAAGCAUGCCACAAAAUCAACAUUUUGUUUUCUCAUUCAUCCAUGAGUGGUCUUAAGCAUCUUCAGAAGCUAAAAGUACGAGAUUGUGCGAACAUGGAAGAAAUAGUACUUCAUCAAGGAAAAAUAGAAGCAAGUUCAAGUAAGAUUGUGUUCCAUGCAUUGCAAUAUCUACUUCUUACAAAGCUACCCAACCUAAAGGCCUUCUCUCAAUGUCACAAUAAUCUUGAUUUUCCAUCGCUGCAAAACGUGUAUAUUAAAGAUUGUCCCAAUAUGGAAGUGUUUUCAAGAGGAUUUUCUGAUACACCGAAGCUUGAGGAUCUCUCGAUAACACCGAAGUUUGAGGAUCUCUCGAAGUUUGAGCAUCACAUGUUACGGAUUGUCUCUGCCACCAACAACUUUAGACAUAAUAGAGAUAUCAAUGCAUAUCUCAAAAGCAUUUAUGGCAUCAUCACAAGGAUUCAAGAUGUUCAACUGGACCAAACUUCAUAAUGAAGGAUACUUCAUAAAAAUCUCUAAAACAUGCAUCGAAGGAUUUCAUAAACUGGUGGUGCUUGUCCCGUACAAUGAGAUACAAAUGUUUCAACAUGUGAGAGAGCUCACUGUAAGUAACUGUGAUUCUUUGGUUGAGGUGUUUGAAUCAGUAGGAGAAUUUACAAAAAGAAUGGAUGCUACCAUACAUUCUCAGCUGCAAAAGAUGACAUUGAAUGAUUUGCCAAAAUUGAGUCACAUAUGGAAACACAAUAUUACGAAGGUUGUAAGCUUCCAGAAUCUAAAAGAUAUUGGUGUUUCAAAUUGCCACAAUUUGAAGAAUUUGCUCUCUCAUUCCAUGGCCAAAAGCCUUGUGCAACUUCAAAAAUUAGUAGUUAAGAAAUGUGAAAUAAUGGAGGAGAUACUAACAAAGGAAGAAGAAUUGUUAAAAGUUUGAAUCAAUAUUAUUAUUAUAGUUUAAUAGAGUUUAUUGAGUUUCUUAGGAUUCCUAUUGUUACUAGUUUUAACUAUAGGAAUUAUGAGUAUUAGUUGGUGUGUUACAAAUUUAAGGUAGUUUAAUUCUGAUUUAUGUUUAUGUUUUUUAUGUUAUGUUUUUCAUGUAUUUAAAGGAUGAUAAUAUCAAUAAAAUUGUGUGAGUUGUAUUCCUC
Trifolium pratense (red clover) is the source of this 5361-nucleotide messenger RNA. RefSeq names its product disease resistance protein At4g27190-like. Bases 365 to 4714 code for a protein of 1449 amino acids. Gene Ontology annotation, molecular function: ADP binding. Lineage: Eukaryota; Viridiplantae; Streptophyta; Magnoliopsida; Fabales; Fabaceae. The transcript has 8 exons. The record is from RefSeq and is a predicted model, not a curated record.